AUGGACAGUACUUUGCCGUUACAUUACACACGUCAUCCAGUUCAAGAAGAGGCUUCUCACGCGAUUCGACUGUUAGCACUGAAAGAACUCGGACGGCGAGAUGCUUGGCUUUCAUAUGGACAAGAGUUUUCGAAUUUAAAUGGGACAUUUACUUUAACGUUUCUUUCUCUCUCUCUCUCUCUCUCCCUUUUUCUUUCUCAGUCGCUUGAAUUCAUAUUGUUUUAUAUCUAUUCUCAGAUAAUCAUUUAUUUAUCUGAGUUUUCUUUUCUUCUUCUUUCCUUUUACUUCAUUUUACUCUUUCUUGAUAAUACUUUCCGUUUUAUAUCUUUUUUUAAUUUUUUCUUUACUACCGACUCCCUCAACUCAAAUAUUUCCCUAGUCAAUUUCUCUUUUCCUUUUAACGUCUCCUUCUUUCAACAGACUUUCCCUCCUUUACAUCAAACUGCUCCCAAGUGCCGCCAUAUUUAA
Messenger RNA from Acanthosepion pharaonis, 468 nucleotides. Lineage: Eukaryota; Metazoa; Mollusca; Cephalopoda; Sepiida; Sepiidae. The record is from the annotation of a GenBank genome assembly.